AUGUCCGAUGGUAACUCUCCUCGCUUUGUGGUAGCACGCUACCUCAAGGACCAUGGCUACAAUGAGACCUUACAGGCAUUCCUGGGCGAGACGGACCUCCCAAAUGAUGCCGUUGACGCGAAGCCUGGAGACUGGAACCUGGAGCAGAUACUGCAGGAGAAGACAUUGUACGACCAAAACCUGAACUUCGAGAAAGGGCCUGACACUGUUGCCGCUGGCUGGACGACGCCAUGUCCUACAAAGGCGGUCGAUCCGGACAAUUCUGUUCCAGCAAAUGCUCUAGCUGUGACGGUCGACACGACUUCGAAAAGCAAGCGGCGUCAUAUUGCAGCGUCGUUUGUGAACAACACCCUCGACUUCUGGCACGGCUCUCGACCAUACACAUGGGCAGACCUACGAUCACGGGGAAGGAGCAACGUCCUAUCGAUGACGACUAUCAGCGGCUAUCUGGUUACUGGAAGAAUGGACGGAACCCUUGACUUCUAUGACAGCGAUACUACAACACAUAUCAAGCAAGUGCAGGCUCACUCAAGCUAUGUUAAUCAAGUUGUAUCCACGUGGGAUGCUGACCACAUGGUUGUUGCGACGGCUGGCUGGGACAAGAAAAUCAGCAUUGUCGCGCCGAAUUCAGAAGUGGUUGAACGAGAUCAGGGUCAGCAUGAGUCACGCAGUCAACAGCAUUUGUCGCUUGGCCAUCAGACCUACUCUACAACCUCGAACGUACAAUCGGUGCUUUUUGCUCGCCAUCCUGAUACGAAUGCUCUGUAUGUCGUUUUUACCAGACGAGACAGCAUUCAUCUGCACUACCUACUGCUUGAGCCAUCCACACGGCCCGACACGACCACGAGGUAUACUAUUACGCCCUCUGGCCGCCAGUCGCUCGCCCCGCAGCAACACUCAACCUGGACCUCAUUCACCCCAUCCCACAUCGAAGCCUGCCCGACCGAUCCGACAUUGAUCGCUGUUGCCACAUCGCACACACCUAGCAUGAAGGUCAUAAUAACGCGUCUGUUGUUUCCUACCGACAGCGGUAGUGGCUCGAUACCUAACGGACCAACCUCGGUAGCGUAUGGGACCAAAGACGAGCUCGCGAUUCGCCUUGUGGUCAACUCCAAUGCUCCACAGAACGACUACUCGACGCCGCGAAUUACCUGGCGACCUAAUGGUAGCGGCGUCUGGGUGAGUGGUGACGAUGGCGUUGUACGAGGCAUCGAUGCUAGCACUGGCAAAGUAGUCCAGCAGCUGAAGGGCCACGAGCAGGGAACCAAGAUCAGGUGCCUGUGGGCUGGCAAGCUGCCUGAUGAGGAUUCUAUUGAGAAGGAAGUCCUCAUAAGUGGUGGCUUCGACAAGAAACUCAUCAUCUGGGAGACCGAGUAG
Messenger RNA from Cyphellophora attinorum, 1377 nucleotides. RefSeq lists its product as uncharacterized. Gene Ontology annotation, molecular function: protein binding. The transcript is spliced from 2 exons. Gene Ontology annotation, biological process: ribosomal large subunit assembly. Bases 1 to 1377 code for a protein of 458 amino acids. NCBI's taxonomy places the organism in Eukaryota, Fungi, Ascomycota, Eurotiomycetes, Chaetothyriales, Cyphellophoraceae. The record is from RefSeq and is a predicted model, not a curated record. Gene Ontology annotation, cellular component: nucleolus.